AUGGAGUAUUCUACACUUGACCAACUUUUGGACACCGCACAAGACGAAUUAGCUAAGCUCGACCCACGAAGAGUCCACGACAUUCUGAGGAAAAACGGAUACCGUCCAUCAUUUAUGAUAAUCCCUUCAUCUGAAAUGCAAGAAUCUUUCAGACAAAUUUGCUUAUCUUUACGAUCAGUUGGCCCAAAUUUGAAAUUCCUAGUCGAGUCUCCUAGCAGUGCAGAGUGUUCAGAAGAAGAAUCUUGUGUGCCCAGCGUCAGAAAAGUUGCUGAGACCAUCCUUGAUAUCACGAACAUUUCGUUUUCAGUAAAUUUAAUUUAGAAACACCACUUGAAGUCUUGCCUUUCAGUUCUCGCUUUAGGGAACAUUGAACUUUCUUUGAGCAUAGCACAUAUAGAUAGCAUAAUCAAACGAUAUGGAGGACAACCUACCCAGAUUUCGUUUUUGGAUUUGAAAAAAGACACUGGGAUCGAGCAUUAUGCGCUUUUAUAUUUCAGAACUUUGGCCGAAGGUAAGAAAUAUUCAGCAAAAUUCAUAUACGCUAAGCUUGCAAAGGAUGAAGAAAAUGGACGGCUAGGUGCCAUUUUGCACAGAAUCCCAGGCUCUCAACAUGAUAGCUAUGUAAGAUGGCUUAACUACAGAGUUCUUGACCCAGAUUUCAACUGGACAGCUGUUAUUCUUAGGUCACUUCCUCAGAAUUUCUCAACAGAACAUCUAAGAAUAAAGCUCGGUGGAGAAUUCAUUUUCCACGCAGAAACCCCAAGGUUCGUAAAUAACUACCUGUGCACGAUUCUUGUAUUAACUUUCCACCUUUGUUAGCGAGUAAAACCUCUGAAAAAUCUCUAUUGUUUUAAAAAAAAAAAACCUCCCAUAUGAAUAAAAAUUUUCAAUAUAAAUUAUUUUUAAAAAAUCAUCAUUUUAUAUGCAUUAGAAUUUUCAAUUGGAAUUUAGAAAAUCUGCAUUCUAAAAAUAAAUUUUAUAAUUAAUUAAUUUUUUUUCAGUUUCUGAAAUUUAAAAAUUCCUACAAAGAUACUAAUCCUUUCCUGAUCAAGCAAAAAAUUUUGGAGCGUUAAGGAGAAUUGAAGAUGCUUUUAUCAUGAUAAAAAAAUUUAAAAGAUCAAAAUUUCCAGGGCUGAUUGAUAUCCACCCUUAUUCUUCUAUUUUCAAAAAACCCAAAAAUUACGUUACGACGUUUGGAUUAGAUGUUGUUAGCAAGAGGCUAAGGCAGCCUGUUGAAGUGGAGCCACCAGUAAAGAUUUUUAAACCUAAUGACACAGGAUCCGAAAGCGAUUUUCAAGAAUUGGAAUUAAAAACGACAGGAGGGUCAAUGGAAGAUGGGGAGAUUAUUGAUAAAGAAGAAAUCGUAAUUGAGCAAGAGUAUCAACUUUAUGAAUUUCCUGGAGUAUAUUGGAUGAAAGGUAUGACUGAGCUGAGUCAUAAGGGUAUAAAGGUAAAGACACUUGUUGAAAAAGAUUCCAGAUAA
Molecule: messenger RNA, 1483 nt
Organism: Blepharisma stoltei
Lineage: Eukaryota; Ciliophora; Heterotrichea; Heterotrichida; Blepharismidae
Source: the annotation of a GenBank genome assembly